Eleginops maclovinus (Patagonian blennie) is the source of this 2756-nucleotide messenger RNA. RefSeq names its product protein phosphatase 1 regulatory subunit 12B-like. The transcript has 8 exons. Gene Ontology annotation, molecular function: phosphatase regulator activity; enzyme inhibitor activity; protein kinase binding. Lineage: Eukaryota; Metazoa; Chordata; Actinopteri; Perciformes; Eleginopidae. Bases 524 to 1114 code for a protein of 196 amino acids. Gene Ontology annotation, cellular component: cytoplasm; Z disc; A band. The record is from RefSeq and is a predicted model, not a curated record.
GAGAUGGAGAGGGAGCGUGUGUAUAACUUUGGGGAACAUAGCAAGAAGCAGCAAAGGGAACAAACUUUUCUCUCUUGGCUGCUUCCUUUGGACUUUUUCACAUUUCACCAAAUACCUCUGUGUGGACGGAGCGGAGACUAGGGAGGAUAAUUUGUUUGCUUCACUGGUUAAAGAGUAAUUUCCAUGUUUGUGUAAUCAACAUAAGUUAAUUUGCUUUGUUGAUCUUUGCAUUUUUAUCUGAUUAUUGCUGCACUGAGCUUUGAGGAAGGCGUGCACACACACUUGAAAGCUUAGCUGCAGCUCUCUCCAGCUCAUUUGAGUGUGAAGCUGGACUGAGACACACACACACACACUUAUAUACACACACCUGUUGUUGCUGAGGAUUUCCCGGGAGCGCAGUCAUGGUUAUCUGCGUCACUGUUGCUUAAGGGAAGCGGUGCGUCUCUACAGCUGUUAUCUGGUGGUGGCCUCGUCGGAGUGUUACAGUAGAAGUUGAGCCGCUGCUCCAGAGAAGAGGGGGGAGAUGUCAUCCUACUACCCCCGCACCAAGGACCUGACUCGCACCAGGAAGUCAGUGACAGAAUCACCGCCGUCCUCACCGUCCGCUACAGACAAAAACUACAGACAUGAACGACUGUCACGAUACGACUCCAGUGGGGAGAGUGUAACAGACAAACCAUUGGGCCGAACCAGCUCUUACACUCGGAGAGAGACGAGGCUGGCAGCUCUGAACAGACAGGAACAAGACUCUUCUACCAAAGACUAUAAGAAGAUGUAUGCAGAUGCACUGCAUGAGAAUGAUAAACUCAAGUCCAGGUUGCAGGACAGCAAACAGGAACUGGUGAAGAUACGCUCCCAGCUGGAGAAAGUCACUCAGAGGCAAGACAGAAUAUCAGAGCGAUCUACAGCAGUCGAAUCUGAGAAAAGGGAAAAACAAGCUCUUGAGAAAAAAGUCUCAAACAUGGAGGAUGAGAUAAAGGCUUUCCCUCCUCUGGCUCAGGCCCAGACCUUGCGAAGGGUGAACGAGUGUCUCCUGGUUGAGAAUAAAGCAAUGCUGCGCGUCCUCACCCGCCUCUCUGAAACGGCCUCCAUGCCGGAGACAGAGGACCUCUGAUCCCCUGACAUCAUCUGUCCUCCUUUCACCCCCUCCUCUCCCCUUCUCAGCCACAUAACGUCUACAUUCCCCUCUCCUUCUGGUGCCUCUACAGCCCUUCUCGUCCUCUGCUGUGUUCCUCUUCAGAUGUUAACAGAGCUCAAGUCAGACAACCAGAGGCUGAAGGACGAGAACGGGGCUCUGAUUCGAGUCAUCAGCAAACUGUCCAAAUAAAAAGAUGUCUGAAGCUCCUGUUCUCCAUCUGUGGACGCACCCACCCUGAUAUGGCAGUUUAAUUACCCAUACAAGUUGUGACUCCUCUGCUUUGCAGAAAUAAAUUCCUGUUGGGACUUGUGAAGAUCCAAAGAGAAGUUUUAUGGAGUUUCAGUCAAUUUUCACCGUGACGCUGGAGUUGCAACAAAGUGUACAUGAUGAGUUCACAGUAUUUAAAUAGGGACCAUAUAACACAAAUCCAGGGGUUUGCGUGAAAGUUCUGUUUCAAUAUAUACCCACACAUCACACUGAAACAUCACGUUACUUGGUGCACUACAGAAAGGUUUUUUAAUAUUGUCUUAAUUGUGAUUGAAGAUAGAGGAAACCAAGGCCCCCAUAUGCCACUUUCCCAUGGACAUAGACUGUAUUUAAAAAAUCGUUAUAAUUUAAAUCAGAUAAAUGACCACUUGUUAAAUGAGGCCUAGCCAAGCAACAAAAAGGUGCUCCAGUUCCAGAAGCAAAAGCUAGAUAUUAAUAUGAAUUCAACAAGGAAACUGUAUAAGGAUAAAUUGACACCAGCACAGGAGUGUUGUUAGAUUGUUCUUCUAAUGACGAUAAGAUGUUGGCUCCAGUCUAAGAAUGUACUGAAAAUUAAAUGAUAAGGCUCGUGGCGUACACUUUUUAAUGGUAUACAAAAAUAAUCAGUUUGAACUAAUUUACUCUAAGAUAAAGAUAUAAUGAUUUGCUUUGUGUUUGCCAUGAUUGUCAACUCUCUCAUGUUUGCCACUCAGCAGUGCCUGCUUACAAUACCUCCCGAUGCCAUUAGAGUUUUAUAAAGUCCUGUCGACUUGAAACUAUUGCAAACUAGUAAGAAACAUUAUUAUUUUGAACAUGACAUAAUUGUUCACCUUAUAAUGUUCCCUGUGUUAGCCCUGCCAUGCAGAUUACUUGGUACAGUUCAAUACACUUUUUACAGAGUGGACAGUGCGUGGGCAUCACUAGCAACACUGCUGUAUCCUCCAGCUAGUUUCAGUUUCCGUGAUAACAUAAUUCAGUUUGUGCCAGAUUCUCUUUGUCAGUUUCAGUCGCCAUUCUUCAAUUUGUGUAUAAAGGAUUCAGCUUCAAGCAGCAGAAUGGCUUCACAGAUGAGACAGUGUAUGUGUGUGUGUGUGUGUGUGUGUGUGUGUGUGUGUGUGUGUGUGUGUGUGUGUGUGAAAACAAAUGUCCUAUAUGUUGUGUGAUAGAGAUAUAUUUAUUUAUUUAUGCAUUUAAUAGUUUCAUAUUCAAUCAUCUUUUUUUUUAGGAAUACAUCUAUAAUUUUGACUUCCUGGCCAUCUUUUUGUUAGUUGAUGAAAAAGCAAACGGCAAAAAUCUUCCACUUGUAAAUCACUGCUGAGAUUCUAGCGCUCAUAAUACUGUGUGAUCAAAACUAAAUAAAUAUUAAGCACAA